Molecule: messenger RNA, 2194 nt
Organism: Vitrella brassicaformis
Lineage: Eukaryota; Vitrellaceae
Source: the annotation of a GenBank genome assembly
CAACGUUUCAGCCAUGAGUCCGGUCGUCAACGUUCUGCAGUUUCUUUACCUUCUCCUGGACUGCACCCUUGCAGCCCACCUCCUCACUUCGCUCCGCAAACCACCCCCGCCAGCGUUUUCCGCCAUCGAGCGGCUGUGUGAGGCCGAGAACAUCCGUGUGCACAUCUAUCCUUUGCCGUGGGACCUCGUGGCCACUGCAUUCAACGCCAACCUGACUGGCCUCUCCAGUGUGGGCGAGUUCCUCACCAGAGAGAGGGUUUUUGGCCUCCCCCUCCCGCUGCAACCUUUUUCUGCGGCUACCGCUGCAGCAGCGAGAUCGGUCCUCAAGGCAGCGAAGGAUGGAGAGCUGGUCGCUCUCAGCGCGCCAGUGGAGCUGGGGAAGUCUGCGGCUCUGCUGUCAUUGCAGCCGAAUGAGUCGUCGGCCUCUCUGGUGCUGAGGGACACCCGGCAGUUCUCUCUCGGGCGGAUCUUUCAUCGGCGGCUGAUGGAGCUGCCGCCCAAGUGUGUGGCCGAUACGGCUGAGGAUGGGACGCUGUUCUUCAUUCCAUACUAUAGGGGUAGGUGCGAUGAGAUGAGUGGGACGGACAAAAGGAGAACGACAAAUGUGCGUGUGUGUGAAUGUGUGUGAAUGUGUGUUGCUGUGUCUGCAGAGUGGUACCAUAAUUUGAUGCCUGCGUAUCACCGUGGUCAGCUGACGGCGACGACAGCCACCACCACCAUACUCAACGAUCUAUUUGGACAAAUCUCUAAUAUCUUCCGCUCAAGUAACUAACACGGACGACAAGCAAACAAGACAGACAAAGAGACACACACACACCAGAAGCCCCUUAAUUUUGCCUUUACCUUCUUUUCGUUCCUUCCUGCGUCAGCUGUGCAGCUCCCUCCCCUCAUCUCCUCCCCCUGCACCCCAGCCGAGAACGAACUUGCAGACCUCUUCUCAAAGGAACCCUUCAGGCACACAUUCAACCGGCACGCCGGUGCCGACCACUUCAUGAUCUGCCCCCGCACCGCCAAAUCCACGGGCGACAUCUGCCACCGAUUCAAGUUCCCUACCAUCACAUACGAAGACCCAUUCACCAGCAGAAGGAGAGAGAACGAGAAGAGAGUGUCGCAGGAUGACCCGUGGGGCAACGUCAUCAAGCUGGCGAAGGAGAACGGCGACAUAUCGGUGCCACAUCCGUCAUGGGUGCAUCGGGAGGGCAGCGGACACAUCACUGCGCUGGCGUCACAACACAGCAACGUCCAGCAGAACGACUCCCGGCCGCUGCUGGCUGUCUAUGCCGGCUCCCUGAUGGAGGACAGAACCUCUUUCUUCCUCGCUUCGGUGAUUGGGCUGCGGAAGGUCUUCCAGGAGGCAUGUCACUCAGUCACGCGAGACGACCCGCCGUUCUUUCGUUGGCAGACGGCAUCUGGGGCGCUGGAGCUGACAUACAGGUCGGAUCAGCGGUGUCUGGUGUACGGCUUCCAGCGGAGCGAGCUGCAGGUCGGUGUGUUGGGUUCGUUCUUCCUGAGCGAGCAGCAGAGUGCCGAGGUGGCAUUCCUGUACGGCAGGAGUGUCUUCUGCCUGCAGCCGCCUGGAGACAUGCCCACCAGAAAGGGUCAGGAAUACACAAUCCGUAUGCAUGUGAUGAUUUGGCUAAUUCACUCGUCUCUAUGAUUGGGUUCUCGUGCAUGGCAUGUCUGCAGGAAUUCUCGAUUCGAUUCUCCUGGGCUGCAUCCCAGUGCUCUUUGCGCGCUCCCAAUACGACUACUGGCACCCCUUCCUCAACCUCACGGAGGCAUCGAUCCUCAUCGACCUGCCCAUCCCCUCGCCAUCGGCCCUCUGCAACGCUGCUCAUUCCCUCUCCUUCCCGGUCCCUUUCGUCUCGACCACAUGUGCACGUGAGAAGCUGCGGCUGCGCCAGGCGGGCGAGCGCAUCCUGGCUGAGCUCGAGAUGGUGCCCGAGGCGACAAUAAGGGCUAAGCAGGCCUAUGGGCGGAGGAUAGGGCAGUACAUUCAGUACAGCGUGGGAGAUGGCAAAGGGCAGGGGGACAGGGACGAAGAUGCGCUUUAUGUCGCGUUGAGAGCGCUUGCGAGGGAGAGGGAUCGGGGAGUGGAGGCGUUGAAGAGACAUGCAAUGGUGUGAAUGUGUGUGUGGAUCGCACGGCACGCGGACCUACACGGAUGUCUAUCUCUAUCUGUGCAAUCACGGAC